CAGUAAAUCUUAAAUCUUGUAAAAGGAAAGCAGGAAUUGACGGUUGAUGAAUGAAGCAAUCAGUCCCCUUCUCUACUAGAUUCAAGGCAUGAAACAAAAGUCCCUGCCAAACCCUCCAAAUCCAUGCCCAGUCACUCUCAAUAUUCAUUGCUCCUUCCCCACUUUUCUUCUCCAAUCCCAAUCCUCUUUUCCCAAUUCAGUUCACCAGCCAUCAUCCAUGGCUUCCACUCUCUCUUUCACUCUGAGAUUCCUCAUACCCCGAACACAAAUCUACUAAUCUUACUGCUACCCAGAAAGAGAAACAGGCAGGACAGCUUUGUUUCCAGUUGAAAAAAAGAGAGACAGUAGUAAUUAGUCUCAGGUGGUUGGCAUCUUCUUCCUCGCUCUCCUUCCCUUUUCUCCGAAAGCCAACCCCAUUCGCAUCACUUACCUUCCAACUAAAAAACCCUUCUUUCCCCCACAAAUAAACCUAAAAUCGCUCCUUUUCGCGUUAUUUUGCUAGUUUUUUCUUCUUCGAUGGAUUCCCACGGUUCUUCCGAGCUCCAACACGAGCACCCCAAGUUUCUCCAGAACCAAGACAAGGCGGAAACGCAGAGAGAGCUCCAAAUGGUGAUCUCCACCUCUGAGAGGGAACUCCCUCUUGUAUCAUCUGCUACAGAGGAGAAAGACGAUCAAAAGAAGCAGCUUGCUCCAAAGAGAAGCUCUAACAAGGAUCGGCACACCAAAGUCGACGGCCGCGGCCGAAGAAUCCGCAUGCCGGCCCUCUGCGCUGCUCGAAUCUUCCAGCUUACUCGAGAGCUCGGUCACAAAUCCGACGGCGAGACGAUCCAGUGGCUUCUUCAGCAAGCUGAGCCCUCCAUCAUUGCUGCAACGGGCUCAGGGACCAUCCCAGCCUCAGCCCUUGCUGCAGCUGCUGCAGCUGCCCCCUCUUCCAUCUCCCACCCCUCCACCGCAGCUGCUGGUCUUCACCCCAUGCUGAACGACCCACCUCCUUCCACCUCUGCUGCAGCUUCAAGACCCAAUUGGGCAACCGGCUUAUGGCCACCAGCUGUUCCUGUGUUUGGUAGCCAUGGAUUUCUCCCCACCAACAAUCUUGGUGGAAGCAGUGAAGGGCCUGCGGGAGGAGGGUUUAUGCAGAGAAUUGGGUUGCCGGGGCUAGAGCUACCUGGGGCCAAUCUCGGCCAAAUGAGCUUUGCUUCAUUGCUCAGUGGCCAUGGACAGCAGAUCCCAGGACUCGAGCUAGGUCUGUCCCAAGAUGGCCACAUUGGUGUUUUGAACCCUCAUUCGCUGGGUCAGUUUUAUCUGCAGAUGGGACAGGGACGAGGGGGAGGAAAUGAUGAGCAGCAAUUGCAGAAUCAACAUCACCAGCAUCAGCAGCAGAGCCAGGGAUCUCUGAACAAGGAUGAUUCUGAUGGAUCAACUCAGUAGCUGGCUAAUUCCAUCAUUGAUCUAUAUUUGUUUUGCUCUAAAUGUUAUUUUGUCCAGAAAAUGGAGGAAGGAAGCUAGAGAAUAAUUUGUUGUUAAUGGCAUUGAUUGCUUCUCCUUACUCCAGUUCUAUUUAUGGAGAUUAUUCAUCUCAUCUGGUUAAAUUUUUUUUUUUCAAAAAUUUGAUAUGUGGUGCUUAGGCAUGGAAAAAGUCUGUAUGCAAUUCUUCUGUCGCACUUAAUUCUGUGCAGGUUUUGGUGGAAUUUAGCUGAAUGGCUUGCAAUGGAGCUAUGUAUAUCCUGUUUACUAUUGAGGUUUGUAGAUAUUUUGUUUAGGCUAUCUUCA
Messenger RNA from Phalaenopsis equestris, 1770 nucleotides. RefSeq names its product transcription factor TCP20-like. Gene Ontology annotation, molecular function: DNA-binding transcription factor activity; sequence-specific DNA binding. The record is from RefSeq and is a predicted model, not a curated record. Lineage: Eukaryota; Viridiplantae; Streptophyta; Magnoliopsida; Asparagales; Orchidaceae. Gene Ontology annotation, cellular component: nucleus. The transcript has a single exon. The coding region runs from base 517 to 1428 and encodes 303 amino acids.